Messenger RNA from Drosophila bipectinata, 1964 nucleotides. RefSeq names its product pescadillo homolog. The record is from RefSeq and is a predicted model, not a curated record. Gene Ontology annotation, biological process: ribosome biogenesis; maturation of LSU-rRNA from tricistronic rRNA transcript (SSU-rRNA, 5.8S rRNA, LSU-rRNA). Lineage: Eukaryota; Metazoa; Arthropoda; Insecta; Diptera; Drosophilidae. Gene Ontology annotation, molecular function: RNA binding. Gene Ontology annotation, cellular component: nucleolus; PeBoW complex.
AUGAGGCGUCCCAAGAAGUACGAAUCCGGCGAGGCCACACAGUAUAUUAGUCGACGAGCAGCUCUCAGGAAGCUUCAGCUCUCCCUGAACGACUUCCGGAGGCUGUGCAUCUUAAAGGGCGUUUAUCCCAGGGAGCCCAAGCACCGGCGCAGAGCUCAAAAGGGCUCCUCCGAGAUCAGAGUUUUGUACCACACCAAGGAUAUUCGUUUCCUGCUGCAUGAACAGAUUGUCUGGACUCUGCGUGACUACAAGAUUUUUGCCAAGAAAAGUAACCGCGAUCGUGCCAUCAAGGAUUUCCGCAACUUGAAGCGUCGCCUGGCCCUCUUUCCCGAAAUCAAGCUAGAUCACAUCGUCAAGGAGCGCUACCCCACCUUCAUAGACGCCCUGAAGGAUCUGGACGACUGCCUGACUCUGCUCUUCCUGUUCAGCACCUUUCCCUCGCUGCACUUGAUUCCCCGAGAGCAGUCCAAUCUUUGCCGCCGAUUGACUGUUGAGUUCCUGCACUAUGUGAUCGCUUCUAAAUCCCUACGCAAGGUGUUCAUCUCCAUCAAGGGCUACUACUUCCAGGCAGAGAUCAAGGGCCAGAAGGUCACCUGGAUCGUCCCACAUUACUACCCAUUCAAGCCCCAGUCGCGCCAGGAGGUUGACUUCAAGGUGAUGUCGAUCUUCGUGGAGUUCUACACCAUUAUGCUGGGCUUCACCAACUUCCGUCUGUUCCACGGCUUGAAUCUGGCCUAUCCACCACAGUUUCCGACCAACAUGCUCCAGGACAACGAAGAUACUCUCAAGGACGAGAGCAGUUUCGUGUCCGACCGUAUCGCAGCGCUCAACUUUGACCUGUUGCGCACGGACAAGGUGCAGGAAGACGAGGAGGAGUUGGACAUCGACAUGGAGCUCCUGGAACAGGAUGGCGACUCCAAGCGCAUCAUAAAAAUGAAACAGGAGGCCCAGGAAGUGGCCCGCCUGCGUACGCUCUUCAAGGGCCUGAAGUUCUUCAUCAACCGCGAGGUGCCCCGUGAGCCUUUGGUCAUUCUCAUCAAAUCCUUCGGUGGCAAGGUGUCCUGGGACUCGUCCAUUUUCCCAGGCUCCACUUUUGAUGAAAGCGAUGAGACCAUCACCCAUCAAAUCGUGGACCGCCCCAGCCUGGCAACGCAAUACAUCUCGAGGGACUACAUCCAGCCCCAGUGGCUAUUCGACUGCGUGAACCGACGUCAGUUGCUUCCAACCAACAAGUACUUCAUAGGCGAGAAGCUGCCGCCCCAUUUGUCGCCAUUCGUGGAUUCCAAGAGGGACACGUACAUCCCGCCCGAGGAGAAGGCCCUGCACGAUCCUUCCCUGAUCGAAACACAUGAGCAAAGCGACGAUGAUUCCGAGGAGGAAGCCGCUCCGGAAGAGGAGGAGGCUGUGGACCAGGAGCUGCUCGAUGCCCAGCUACAACUGGCCUACCAACAGGAAACCGCCGAGUACAAGAAGUACGGCGGGCCCGAUGGCGUCAACGAGGACGAGGAAGAUCCCGAUGAGGAGGAUGAAGAGGAAGAAGACGAUGAAGAGGAUGAAGAAGAAGAGGAACUGGACGAGCAGGCUAAGCGCUUGCAGGAGGAGAAGCAAAAGAUGUCCGUGCAAUCGGGCAAGGUGCACAAGGUCAACAAGCGGCAGUUGCACAAGGCCGAGGUGGACGAGCACCGUCUGCAGGCGCGCAUGGUGAAGCCCCGCCACCGCAACCUCUUCCGCAAGCUCAUCCGCGAGAAGCAGACCAAGGAGAAGGAGGAGUGGCUGCUGCGGAAGAAGCGACGCACCUUCGAGGCCGGCGAGAAGGAGGCGCGCAAGACAGCCAAGCGAGCGGCCCGCAAGGAGGCGGCUGCUGCUGCCGCCAAGGCCUCCAAGCUGAGCAAGUGAGCUGGAGGCGGAUUAGGGGGUUAAGUGUCUUGUUUUAGGGUUAAAAUCAAAUAAAUAAUGAAACUUAA